GAAGUUCACACCUCACGCUUGUUUGCAAAUUAACCGAACAAUUUCCAAACACGUUAACGCCGAGAAUCUAAUUAACAUUACAACAUAAAUAAUUGCCCUCAGUGCCGUUCUAGAAGGUAAAGUAUAUAUACAUAUGUGUGUAUAUGUUUGUCAGGCAACAUCUUUACACAAAAGUUGCAAAUACUCACUAAUUCGGUUCUGUUGCUACCCUAAUCACACCCACGCACGCAUCACUAUUUUGUAUCGCUAAUGCAGCCCUUCGUCAGCUGUUACAUGUAAACAAUAACCGCAGUGACAUGUCAAAUGAAAAUAAUAGAAGUUGUGCAAUAAUUGUACAAACGAUCGCUAAAUGUGCAAAUGAAGUGAAAAGUUAAUAAUUUAUGUGUUUAAUGUACAAUAUGUGCCAAAAAUUUAGUUAAAUAAUCAAAGUAGUAUUAGUGAGCUGAAAGUAAAUAACCAAAGUAUUGUGUUUAUAGUGAAUUGUGUUUGCAAGUUCAAUGGAGCAAGCGGCUGGCCGUUGGCAACAAGUAGGCCUUUAGAUAAAUUAUUGAAAUAUGAAUCGUAAAUUUGGUAAGGCGAUCACCGCCUUGAAGUUGCUCACUGCCUUCACACUACUUGGCGCAGUAGUGGCCUACGAUAACACAUUAGAACUAGAUUUCCCUGGCCCUUAUUGUGCUGCGAAGAAUAUUUGUUGUAAAAACAGGGAAGAUGGUUGUGCCAUGCCCAUUUCAACCACACUCUGCUAUUGUGAUGAGUUCUGCGAUCGCGAUCGUUCCGCGGAUUGCUGUCCCGAUUACCAUUCAUUCUGUUUGGGCGCUCCACGCCCGAUAAUGCGUUGCUACCACAAUGGCAUCUACUUUAGCAAAUACAAUAGUACAAUGGAUAAUUGCAAUGAGUGUCGUUGCCUGGACGGUGGACGCGUAGAGUGUGAUCGCGAUCUCUGUCUAACCGAUGACAAUUUGGUGAACAACGUGAACUCCAUACGUCAGUUAGGUUGGUCGGCACGCAAAUAUGGUGAAUGGUGGGGACGUAAAUACGCCGAUGGUCUGACAUUACGUCUAGGCACAAUGGAGCCUACAUUCCGCGUCAAAGCGAUGACACGCUUAAGCAACAAAGCGAGUGCUUUGCCACGUCAAUUCAAUGCCGUGGAUCGUUGGAGUAAAUAUGUAAGCGAUGUGCCAGAUCAAGGCUGGUGCGGCUCAUCUUGGGUGCUUUCUACGACAUCGGUCGCUUCAGAUCGUUUUGCCAUUCAAUCGCAGGGUAAAGAAGUUGUGCAGCUAUCGCCACAGAACAUUUUGUCGUGCACACGCAGACAACAGGGUUGCAACGGUGGUCAUUUGGAUGCCGCCUGGCGUUUCCUGCAUAAACAGGGUGUCUUGUCAGAAGAGUGCUACCCAUACUCCGCACGCCGUGACGUCUGCAAAAUAACUCACGGUUCCCGUCGUUUGCUGAGCUCGUACGGCUGUCGCCCCACAACACGCACCGAUCGCGAUGAAUUCUACACAGUUGGACCCGCAUAUUCGCUGAACAAUGAAACCGAUAUUAUGGCCGAAAUCUUCCAUUCGGGUCCGGUGCAGGCGACCAUGCGCAUUUAUCGCGAUUUCUUCGCCUAUUCGGGUGGUGUAUACCGGCAUACCGCAGCCAGUCGCAGCAGUCCGACUGGUUUCCACUCGGUAAAAUUGGUCGGUUGGGGUGAGGAGCAUGAUGGCGUCAAGUAUUGGAUCGCCGCCAACUCGUGGGGUCCCUGGUGGGGUGAACACGGUUAUUUCCGUAUUGCGCGCGGCAACAACGAAUGCGGCAUUGAGGAGUAUGUUCUCGCCGCUUGGCCAAAUGUUUACAACUACUUUAAAUCCACUUGAAGCGUAUGAGAGUGCGCCAAAGCGUGAUCGUGUGAGAAUUGCAAACAAAGAAAAAAUAAUCUCGUGAACUUUUCCAAUUACAUUUUAAUUGCUAAUUAAACACUAAAAAUUAGGGAAGUUUAAUGCUCAAGCAAAAUUUUUUUGAUAAACAAAUUUUUUUUAUAAACUAUAUUAAAAGUCAACAAACAUAUUUAGAAUCGGAUUGUUUUGUUUAGCUGCAGAACUUUAGUCGCUCACUGUAGAAUUAAGAAGAAAACUCUAAUGGUAUUCAAAACUUUUCUAGCUCUAAGUAAAUUUAGCAACUGCAACUGUUUUUGUGAUUGAAAAUAUAUAUUAUAUAUAUGUAUAUAUAUUUUUAAACCUUUGUGUCUUAUAUAGUUAAAAAGCGAAAAUUAUAUUUUUUUGCUUUUUCUUUUAAUUUUAUUUAAAGCUCGCUUUUCACAUUUUUAUAUGUUUAAUUUUUAGCUUCGACUGUUCGUAUAUAUUUUUGUUUUAGUAAUUUAAAUACUUUUUUCUUUAUACAAAAAAAAAAACAAAUUUAAUUUGCUUGAACGUUUUUUUCAUAUUUUUUUUAUUUUUAAUUUAAUUUAAUUUUUUUUAUUUUAAUUUUAAUUUUUGUCUUUUACUUAUUUAUUUUUUUUAUAUUUAUAUUUGUAAUAUUUAUUUUUAUAUUUAAAUUUUUUAUUUUGUAUUCUUUUAUUUUUCAAUUUUAUUAAUAUUUUUCGUUAUUAUUAAAUUUGCUUUUAAUAUUUAUUUAUAAUUAAACUGCCCGGUAACUUUUUGAGACCAAAAAUGUACGCAAACGAACACUGCAUAAAUGAAUAAAUAAAAAACACCAAACACCAAUUAUCAAAAAAGUGGUCAACGUCCACUGCCAAUAACUGCGUAAUCUUUAUGUAUGUAUGUAGUUUUAAAGCACUAAACAAUUGUUUAAUUAUUUAAUAUAAUUACAUUUACAUUAAGUAUUUUUUAUUAUAUUUUUUUUUCAAAAAUUUACUGCUCAGCAAUUUUGGAAAAUUAUUGUAGUUUUAAUUAUAAUGAUUUAUUUAAUAAUUUUGCAAUUAAUUAAUUAAUUAAUAUUUAAGUUAAUUAUAAUUUUUAAUUUUAAACGCUACACACUAUACUUUAAUAAAAAUGCAUAUAUGUGUAUAUUUUCAAAUAUUUGUGUUUUUCGUAUGUAAUAGUGUGUACAAAUGUACUCAUUGUAAAUGCAAGCCACAGCUUUAAGCGAAUAUUACAACUACUGUAUUACUAAAAUAUAA
Molecule: messenger RNA, 3121 nt
Organism: Bactrocera oleae (olive fruit fly)
Lineage: Eukaryota; Metazoa; Arthropoda; Insecta; Diptera; Tephritidae
Gene: Swim
Product: Secreted Wg-interacting molecule
Biological process (GO): proteolysis
Cellular component (GO): lysosome
Molecular function (GO): cysteine-type peptidase activity
Source: RefSeq, a predicted model, not a curated record